CUCACCUCUGCCACACUUCUUCUCAGUAUAUUGGACUAUCUUGGUCGUCAAGAUGCAGCUCUCUCGCCUUCUUGCGCUCCUUGGAGCCGCAGGUAUCACCUUCGCCCUCCCCACCUCCAACCUUGAAGAGGUCGAGGCGUCCUCUCAGGACCUAGACAAGCGCUUCUACUACACUCACUAUGUGGCCCCCGAGAAGCGUGACGAGGAGGCCCUUGACAAGCGCUUCUACUACACUGCCUACACUGCUCCCGAGAAACGUGACGAGGAGGCCUUUGACAAGCGCUUCUACUACACUCAUUAUGUGGCCCCCGAGAAGCGUGAUGAGGAGGCCCUUGACAGGCGCUUCUACUACACUCAUUAUGUGGCCCCCGAGAAGCGUGAUGAGGACGCCCUCGACAAGCGCUUCUACUACACUGCCUACACUGCCCCCGAGAAGCGCGAGGCGGAAGACGAGGCCCUCGAUAAGCGCUUCUACUACACUGCCUACACUGCCCCCGAGAAGCGCGAGGCGGAAGACGAGGCCCUCGAUAAGCGCUUCUACUACACUGCCUACACUGCUCCCGAGAAGCGUGACGAGGACGCUCUCGACAAGCGCUUCUACUACACUCAUUAUGUGGCCCCCGAGAAGCGUGACGAGGACGCCCUCGACAAGCGCUUCUACUACACUGCCUACACUGCCCCCGAGAAGCGCGAGGCGGAAGACGAGGCCCUCGACAAGCGCUUCUACUACACUGCCUACACCGCCCCUGAGAAGCGUGAUGGAGAAGCUGCCAACAAUGAAUCCUAACUUCAAUAGUCCCCCUUUGGGUGAGGUAAAUCCUCGCUUUUGGAGGAUAGGGUCUGAUAUCGACAAGACAGGCCUGGAUAGCAGAAGACGACUCCAGCUCUAGUACUGAUUGCAACCGGGCACUUGACUGUCUGUGCUUUUGAUGUGAUUUUCUUCAGUUAUCGAACACUUUGCUUCAACGCGUUUUGCACAAGUUCACUAGCUUGAAUUCCUUGAGUUUACUUCUCAGCAAAGAUGCAGGC
Aspergillus uvarum CBS 121591 is the source of this 1029-nucleotide messenger RNA. RefSeq lists its product as uncharacterized. The transcript is spliced from 2 exons. The record is from RefSeq and is a predicted model, not a curated record. NCBI's taxonomy places the organism in Eukaryota, Fungi, Ascomycota, Eurotiomycetes, Eurotiales, Aspergillaceae. The coding region runs from base 53 to 787 and encodes 244 amino acids.